AUGGCCGUUGCCGCCCUUGCCGGCUUCGCUCAGGCUCAGAUCGUCGAUGUCAUCCCCGUCAAAGUCGGCUCCAACAACGGCACCUUCCGCUUCUACCCCGAAAAGAUCACCGCCCCCGAGGGCAGCGUCGUCCAGUUCCAGUUCAUCGCCGGCAACCACACCGUCACCCAGUCCAACUUCGACAACCCCUGCACCCCGCUGGGCCUGGUCAACCCCGAGGCCGUCGGCAUCCGCUCCGGCUUCCAGCCCGUCCAGGCCUCCGCCAACAUGGGCCAGCUGCCCGUCUUCAACGUCUGGAUCAACGACACCAGGCCUAUUUGGCUGUACUGCGCCCAGGGUGCCCACUGCCAGAAUGGCAUGUCCAUGGUGAUUAAUGAGAACACCCAAGCCAACGAGACUCGCUCGCUCGAGAACUACAAGGCCCUGGCUGCCUCCCUCGCCGGUGGCGCCGGUGGUAACGCCGGCCAACCCGGCGCUGGCAACGGCGCUGGAAACGGCGGCAGCACUGGUGGUGACGCUGGUGCUGGCGGUGACGCUGAUGCUGGUGCUGACGGCACCGACAACAACAACCCCGGCCAAGGCGGCGCCGAGCAGGGCGACGUCCCCGACGUCCCCGCUGCUGCUUAUUCCCUCGCCGUCCCCACCACACUGCUGCUCGCUCUCGGAACCGCUUUCCUGCUUGUCUAA
Messenger RNA from Sodiomyces alkalinus F11, 687 nucleotides. RefSeq lists its product as hypothetical. Bases 1 to 687 code for a protein of 228 amino acids. Lineage: Eukaryota; Fungi; Ascomycota; Sordariomycetes; Glomerellales; Plectosphaerellaceae. The record is from RefSeq and is a predicted model, not a curated record. The transcript is spliced from 3 exons.